This is a messenger RNA of Zasmidium cellare ATCC 36951, 531 nucleotides long. RefSeq lists its product as uncharacterized. NCBI's taxonomy places the organism in Eukaryota, Fungi, Ascomycota, Dothideomycetes, Mycosphaerellales, Mycosphaerellaceae. Bases 1 to 531 code for a protein of 176 amino acids. The record is from RefSeq and is a predicted model, not a curated record. The transcript is spliced from 2 exons.
AUGUCAUCUCUUACGAACCCUGGUCACAAAGUUCUCUCGCCCUUCAAGCUAUCCCAUGUCGUACUGCAUACUGCUAAUUUUGCAGUGAUGCGCGAUUUCUACAAGAUCUUUCUUGGCGGCCGUGCUACUUUCGAAAAUGACCAAGUUUCUUUCCAGACAUACGAUGAAGAAGACCACCGUAUUGGAAUCAUCUCGGCACCGCCAGGUGCGAGUCACGCAAAAGCAGGUCUUGCCAUGGCGUAUUUGCAGCGAAAGAACAAUGGUAUCGAGCCGGUAUGGUGCGUCAACCAUGGACCAACGACCAGCAUCACAUACUCAGAUCCAGACGGCAACUUGUUAGAGACUCAGGUUGAGAACUUCGAUUCUGUGAAAGAGUCGCUAGCUUUCCUAGAAACGGACGAGUUUGAAAGGAACCCAAUUGGUGUUAAGUUUCAGCCGAAAGACCUUGUCCAACGCCUGCUAACAGGGGAGUCUCAUGCUUCCAUCAAGAAACGUCCCGUGAAUGGCAAGCGCGCUAUUCCACCACUCUGA